Messenger RNA from Caenorhabditis remanei, 1728 nucleotides. RefSeq lists its product as uncharacterized. The transcript has 7 exons. Gene Ontology annotation, biological process: protein N-linked glycosylation. Gene Ontology annotation, molecular function: alpha-1,2-mannosyltransferase activity. The record is from RefSeq and is a predicted model, not a curated record. The coding region runs from base 1 to 1728 and encodes 575 amino acids. Gene Ontology annotation, cellular component: endoplasmic reticulum membrane. NCBI's taxonomy places the organism in Eukaryota, Metazoa, Nematoda, Chromadorea, Rhabditida, Rhabditidae.
AUGUCAAACGUCAAAAAACGUCCCGCCAAACUCUAUCAUCCGGAAAACGUACCCGACGAUGACUGGCAACCUUCUGCAGGUGUUGUGAUUAAAUUACUUCUUUCGGUUCGAAUUUCUGCUGCACUCUGGUCAAGUAUCGACACCAAGACUGAAGUCUUCGGUUUUUAUGAGGGAUUGCAUCGCUUGCUCUACGGAGACGGAUUCAACACAUGGGAGUUGCUUGAUAACACAAACUACUACAGCCGUGUUUUUCUAAUCUGGAUCUAUUCAAUUCCUGCUAGCAUUUUUGUCAAUUGCUUCGGUGAUUCAAAAAUCGUCGUCUUCACUUGUGUUCGCUUGAUGACGGGACUGCUUUGUCUUUUGGGAGAGUACUAUGCCUUCUAUGCUAUCAGUAAAAGAAUCAACGUAGCGACUGGACGAUACUUUCUUUUAUUUACCAUUCUGUCUCCUGGAAUGUUUCAUGCUAGUGUCACGUUCUCGGAUCUCUCCUUCACUAUGAUAUGUACAUUUUACUUUAUCGCAGCUUUUCUGGACGAACAAUGGGUGGUUUGUAUCAUUUCACUAUUGUUUGCGGUUUUUUUCGGAACACCGUUUAUCUUCGUGCUAGGUGUGGUUCUCACUCAUGCUACUGCCCUGAAGAAGGAGAUUUUCAAGUGGACGGGAGUCUUUAUGUGUCUUUGUAUGAUCUUCUCUCUUGUGAGACUACGAGUAGUAGCGUCUCAACUAAGAACACUUCCUGAAUAUGAAGCUCCUCUCGGCCACAAUAAUACUGGAUAUGAACAUGCGACAAUCAACCCUUACAAGGAAAACCUCUUUUUCAACUGGAACUUUGCCAUAUUCUAUGCAUUCGUUGGAUUUGUUCUAUCUUACAAGACAUUCACAAAAUUUCGGCUUCCAUCAAAUUAUGAGAAACGACUGUUCCUCCCCAAAGAGCGCAAUCUUUUAAUCGACUAUCUUCCUAUUCUUCAUUGUGCAUUCAUUGUCUUUAUGUGGUCUUUAGUUUUCGGAUUGCCUUCAACGGAAGAAGAACAUAUCGCUUUUCCAAUGUACCCCUUCAUCUCCCUUUUCGCAGCUCUCGCAGCUGAUUCCAUGCUUCGACUGUUUUUUGACAAAACAAAAAAGCUUGAGAAUAAUAUGUAUAAGAACAUGUUAUAUUCUUCCAUUGGACUGUUCGCCCUUUUUUCUGUUAUGAGGUCUUUUUCUGUAUAUCACAGUUAUGGAUCCCAUGUCGAAAUUUACAAAGGAUUGCACCAAGAACUAAACGCACACGAAGAAUUCGAUAGAUUCAAUGAUCCAAUCACAUUGUGCAUUGGCAAAGAAUGGCAGUAUUUCCCUUCUUCUUUCUUCCUCCCCGAACGUGUAUAUGAUGGAAAGCUGAAUCCACGCAAGUUCCAGAUGCGUUUCCUGCAAAGUGCAUAUAAUUGCUCACUUCAAACAAAGUACGCAGUUGUAAACAAUACGACCGACACCUCCAUUGAUGAGAAUAGACGUCCCACAAUAAACAACAGCUUGGAAUUCUGUGAUUACGUCAUUGACAUGGAUAUGCCUGCCACAGAAAAGGAACCGAACUUCGGAAACAUGGCAGAAAAAUGGAAACCAAUCCUAUCAUUACCGGUUAUUGAUGCGAAUCAAUCGGAUAUGUUCUUCAAAAAUUUCUAUCUCCCCGUCUUUGCCGGAACUCUCAAUAAAUAUACGACGUGCACUCUCUACCGGAAAAAGAUCACAUAA